CGAGUAGGUAGAUUUGUUUCCACGGACAUGAGAUGGUGAUUUGCGGCGGCGUAUGUCUGGGGUGGAUGGGGGGAUGGGCUGAUUGUAUGUGUCUGGGUAUGUGUCUAAGAAUGCUCCGCAGGGGGUGAAAAUUAAGGAACGCUCUCUUUUGCGCGCAAGGAGAGGAGAAAGCGGGAGUGGGGGGUUUCCUAAAAGUCCUUCCGUUUGCAUCAUAUAAAUUUCAGGUACUUUUAGGCUUCUUCUUCCCGAUAUCCCAACCCCAUCGUCGUAGCACCUUGACAACUUUGGGCGUCACCGCUGCCGUCAGUGGGACUCGGAUGAAAAUGAAACUCUUGUGGAUGGCAUAAGCUAGGGCGAGUUGCGUCCAUAAACCUGACAAAAAAAAGAUGGCUUCGUUAGUUGGGACAAACUUUUCAGAAAAGCAGUUCAUGGUCGUCUCCUCCCCGCCCCAACACGACAAUUAGAGAUAUCUAUAUAAAAGGGAGACGAUGAUAUGACGUACUAGCCUCAGGUCCCGUAUUCCGCGCGUCAGCCUCCAAAACCCCAUGAUCAUACGAUUCGGCAUCCUCAGCUCCGCUGCUGAUGUCAGCACCCGCAAUCGCGACAUCGCCUCCUGCACUUCCUACUUUAUCAUCCGCGGGAACCCCGGCUAUUUCCUGUUUCCCCAUGGACGGCAGAACUGAGCCAAAAAUACUCUUAAACCCUUCCACAAGCACAUGUUCGUAGUGUCCAAUCCGUUCGACACCUAGUAGCCGCACGGCGAUGAAGCAAAAUGGGAAAUCAAGGGCAGAAAGGGUCAGGUAGACGCCUAGCGCGGCCCAGCCGUAUUCCCGGGAGAGCUUCUUCAUGCGCUGGGAGAAGCUGAGUUUCGGCGAGGAGGAAGAGGAAGAGGAAGAAGAGGAUGAGUUGCUGGAAUUCGACCGGCGCGGGGAGCGGGAUUGGAUUCUUGAUCUUAUGACAUUGUUGAGGAUGUUGCUGGCAUUUAAUCGAGGUCGUAGAGGGGUCGCAGAUAUGUGGAAGGGUCGGACAUGCGGCGGUUUCUUAAUCGGCAAGGACAGAGAUUGUUUGCCGGCUGUUCGUGGAGUGAGAGAUUGGAAUGUUGAGAAGGGGGUUGGGAGUCGUUUCAAGCUGCCUUGAAGGAACAGGUGGGAGGGUGGAGGCAUGGUUCGGUGUGUAGUAGUAGGGAGGCCUCUGUAUAUAUGAGGGGUUCAAAAAUCUCCCGCGAAUAGCCAAAACCUAAGCCCUGGCUGUGUUUGGCAGACUCAGGUAUUUUCUUUUUGUUUUGAUGAUGUCAAUCGCCAACAAUAUUCAAGGAAUAAAAAAAAGUGAGGCAGAGGAUUUGGAUAAAUAAAUAAUAAAAUACCUACUAGUUCCUGAAAAGAGAUUUGCUCCAUCCACAACAGGUAUUUCUGCGAAGAACAAGUCGGGAGAGAGCAGACUGCUAUGACAACUGCUAUGACACUCCCAAGAAUACUCCGAGCAUCCGCAUCAAUCAAGUCUGUGUCGCCGUGUUAUUUUAUGCUUCGAAUUUCCGCUUUCGACGCAAAUGCUUCCGGAUAUAUUUCACGUGAUGACGAGCCAGAGGUUGUCGAAUAGCGAUAGCGCUAGUCUAUAUCAGGCAUAGCGCCCGGUCACCAAAUUCCUCGCGGCUUCAAAUCGUCUCGAAAAGCUGCAUACUUGCGUUUGGUGUUGGGGAUAAAUGCUUCGAGUUCACUUUCAACCCGUGUCUUCCUCUCCUGGCUUCGACUGUCUGUCUUAACAGCCUUUAGCCAUGCCCCCGUGGCUACCAGGGAAGCAUGCGCUGCUGUCCCUCUCCACCUCAAUCCCCCGUCUCGCCAUCGAAAAUGUUCUGACCAAGAGGGCAUUUGGCAUCAAGUCCAUGUACCCGCCAAAAGCAGACCGUUUCAAUGUUGGUCCCAAUCUCCCCGUCCUUACAUCUCGUCCAUCGGUAGCCCAUCAGCGCAAAGCCGCCACCACCCCUCUACGAACCGGCGCCCUGGCCAUCAAAAAGGGAAUGACCGCAAUCUUCGAUCUAGAGACCGGCAAACGAAUCCCCUGUACUGUCCUCCAACUUGACCGGGUACAAGUCGUCGCCCAUAAAACCCUCAAGAAAAAUGGCUACUACGCUGUCCAGGUUGGUUGCGGUUGGAAACAUGAGCGCGCCGUCACACGACCCAUGUUGGGCCAUUUCGCAGCCAACGGCGUUGCGCCCAAGCGGCAUAUCCAUGAGUUCCGGGUCAAGGACGAAAACGGCCUAUUGCCCAUCGGAGAGACGAUCAAUGCGGAUUGGUUCCAGGAAGGCCAAUACGUCGACGCACGAUCAAAUAGUCGAGGAAUGGGAUUUGCAGGCGUCAUGAAGAGACAUGGUUUCCACGGUCAAGAUCGGAGCCACGGUGUGAGUUUGACCCAUCGUUCGAUGGGUUCAUCGGGUCCCGGUCAGGGUGGCGGUUCUCGUGUGUACCCAGGAAAGAAGAUGGCGGGUAACAUGGGUAAUGAGCGAGUGACGCAGCAAAAUCUGAAGGUACUGAAGGUUGAUGCCGAGAAGGGCAUUGUGGUUGUUAAUGGAAGUGUAAGCGGUCCGAAAGGCUGCAUCGUGAAAUUGCAGGAUGCAAUCAAAAAGCCGUGGCCAGAAAUUGCGCUGAAGCAAAGCGCCGGAGGAACUAAACAAGAGAGUUGAGAUAUAUAAAGCAUGUUUAAAUGUUCUUCCCUUCAUGUAUUAUUGUAUAAAAUUUAUCAAGAUAUUUUGUUUAAGGCGUACGAAUAGAUCAAAUUAGGUUCACUUUAUUUUUUUAUCCUUUUUUUAAAGAAAUGUCGAUGGUUCUUCCCUUUUGAGAUCUGACCAUUUGGUUAUUUUCGCUACUAGUUGAGUUGUUUCCAAAAAUCCCAAUGCUAUAUAGUACAGUACACUCAUUAAAUGCACACCCCCGAUAUGUAUAAAACUCCUGAACGCCACGCGAUGAAGCAAAGGGUACUGUAGGCACCGUUUCUCACCGGUUAAUGCACAUUGUCCUUUUUCAUAUCGACGUCUUCAAGUCAGUCGUAGUGUCGCCAGACAUCACAUUUUGGAAAGGGUCUCCUUGCGAUGCAUCCAAUAGCUGCACUACCGUGCCAUCCUCC
Messenger RNA from Blastomyces dermatitidis ER-3, 3117 nucleotides. RefSeq names its product 50S ribosomal protein L3. Gene Ontology annotation, molecular function: structural constituent of ribosome. Lineage: Eukaryota; Fungi; Ascomycota; Eurotiomycetes; Onygenales; Ajellomycetaceae. Gene Ontology annotation, cellular component: ribosome; mitochondrial large ribosomal subunit. The record is from RefSeq and is a predicted model, not a curated record. Bases 1772 to 2677 code for a protein of 301 amino acids. Gene Ontology annotation, biological process: translation. The transcript is spliced from 2 exons.